AUGCCUCCUGUAAGACGAUCUCGAAGACUCGCACGUCAAGAUGUGGAAGCAGAUGGCAGACCGUAUGAUUCAAUCAAUCAAUCACCUUAUUUAACGUGGUCAGAAAGCUUAGCUAAAAGCUAGUUUACAGGUACGCCACGAAAUAAAAAGAGAAAAGGAAAUUAUAAAGCCUUGUGAAGGUAUAUAAAUUUAAAUAAAUUAAGAUUAAGAACUAGCUAAUAUUAAAAUAUAAGAAUUUAACAAUGUAGUCACCAAGUAAAAUGUAUAAAAUGUAAUCAUUAAAAACAGUAAAUAUAAUCAAGGAUAGAUCCUCACCGCACUCACGUGAGAUCUAAUGUUUUAAGUAAUUUUUAAAAGUAGGAAAUGUUUGUAUCUUUCGAGACUCGUCCGGUAAAGCGUUCUAUAAUUUCGAUGCAGCAUAUCUCCAUGAUCUUAACCUGGCUAAUAUCUUAAAGACAGUGGACAAUAUUUUCGCUAAUCGCUGUUCACGAAGACUUGAGAGACCGAUACGCUUACAAAGUUCCUCAUAAGGCGCGGACUUAUCUCUAAAAACAAAACGGAGCGCACGUUUGUUCACCAACUCUAACUUGUCAGCUGACUUUUUAUUACAGAAGUGCCACGUUUCGGAGCAGUAAUUAGAGUGUGGUAAAAUGAAAGCUUUAUAAAGAUCCCUUCUAGUCUCAAAAGACAACAUUUUCUGCAUCCUUUUUAAUACGGCGACUUGCUGACUGACUUUUCUACAUAUUUUAGCAAUGUGCUUUUCAAAAUUUAAUUUAUCAUCGAUUGUCACGCCAAGAAGUUCCAUUGUGUUGGAUAUGGGAAGUUGUGACUCCUCACACUUAAACACUGGUUCAUCAGUUCCUUUGUGUUUUCCCAACCAACAUACAGAAGCCUUGUUUGGAGCAAGUUUCCUCAUUACCUCGUAAACUUCUGUUGGAUUAGUGUUGCUUAGCGACACAUUCGGCCUGCUUAUUAAGUUAUUUGAUAUGUGCGAUAAAUCUACUGGAUAGCCGUUUUGAUUUGGUUCUAUGGUACUUUGAGUACAGCUUGUGAAGAAAUUAUUUAAUGUCUCGGUCACCUCUUGAGGAUUCCUGAUGAUUUUGUCACCCUCCUUUAAUGUUAUUCCGCUAUUGUCUACAUUCUUUCGGGAAUUAACAUAAGGCUUGAUGGCACACCAAAACUUCUUCUGAUCUGCAUAUUUUUCCGAACACAGCUUCUCAAAAUGUCUACGUAGAGAUUUUCUUCUCAUGCUAACUAUUUUGUUGCGCACUAGACGGUAGCUCUCCUAAUCAAACUGAUUACGUGAUCUAUUAAAUUUUUUCUUAAGCCGUUUUCGUUCCACCAUUUCUCCCGAAUUUCAGGAGUGAUAAACAUCGAUUCUACUGAAGAUCGUCGUUUGAAAGAUCACAUUGGUGCGUGGUCAUCUAACACCUGGUUAUAUAACGUCUCCCAGCACCAGUAAACAUCGUCUAUAUCAUCAAAAACGUAUGCAGCAUGAAAAGGAACUCGACUGAGAUCUUUCUGAAAAUCAUCUCGGUUAAAGGUCUUGAAUAUCCGUCUCUUGACGACUUCCGCGUUAGCAUGUAACAUUUUAGUUUUGAGAACCGUGUAAACUAGCAGAUGAUCACUGAUUCCUGUUUCGAUAACGCCAGACGAUUUCAUAAACAUGGGCACAUUUGAAAGAAUGACGUCCAGGCAAGAAGCUCUAGUUGUUGAAAUCCUUGUCGGUUCUUUAAUUAAUGUGUCGAGGUUAUAGAUAUCGCAAAUAUCCAAAAGGCAUUUGCCCUGGUUAUUAUUCAGAAACGGAUGAAUUAUGUCACAAUAUAGAUCACCAAGACAAAUCACGUUUACGCAGAGAGAUAUCGCUUGAUCCAGGACUGUAGUCAAUUCAGUUCUGAAAGUAGCAUUGUUAACAGAAGGAGGCUUGUAGGCACUGACUAAAGCAAAGUGUCUCUGUCCGAUGUGUAGAUCGAAUAAGAGUGAUUCCACUGAUGUUGUAAUGCCUUUCUUACAUGUUGCGGCGAUGUUAUCGCGAAUAAAGACGGCAAGACCGCCACCACCUUUCGUCCUGUCACAGCGAAAUAACUUGUACCCGUUAACAUAAAACUGAGAGUUAGGAAAGGAUCGAUCGAUCUUAGUUUCCUGUAUGGAUAGGAUAGAAUAUCGAAGGCUCUGUUCGUUAGCCACUCCUUGAUCUCCUCAAAUUUGCCUGGUAAACUGUUUACAUUUAGGCUUGCUAUAAUGCAUUCCUUGCGAUUUUCGUUUCUAAUUAACUUCAUGUCCGAAGGUUGUGAACUAAGGUCCACCUCAGUGUCGCUCGCGCUUUCAUGCGUGGAACUAUUCAAGGUGGAAAAGAAUGAAUCGCUAAACUUCGGCAAGGCACGGAAAGAGCAUAUCCAGUCGACAGAUGGAUUAUUGAGAUAGUACUGAAAGGUCCAGUUCGACAUAUUCAGACUUCUUGCAUGCCACCAGGUGUUGCACUCAGAACAUAAAAUGGCGUCUUGAUUGCUUCUUACGGAUUUAGAAUAUUCACCACAAGGAUAUUUCGUAGGCUUCCUUCUCGGACCAGGGUUAGGUGAAACAUCUCCAGAAAUCAACAAUCUUUGCGCUUGAAAUGUACCUACACCAGUAGCAGUGUAUAAUAAUCUUCCUCCAUUAAAACGCCUCGAUGCGAGCUUGAAAGGUAGUUUGUAGUUAGCACUUGACGUUGUUAAGUGGAGUGAAAUAACCAGUCGCGUACAGCGUUCGGGAUGCAUAAAAUUGCAGUUUGAUGACUCACGAAAUUCUCGUAGAAGUACGACAAGGAAUAAAAGACACAAUAAUGUGCCGCCCAUACGGACGUGUCUGACCGCCAUGAUGGCCACGUGAGAGAUUGUUUGAUCUGUUUAACGCGAAUCAACGUCAAUAUGCACAAUGCUACAGCCACACCAUGUUGCCAAAGGCGCGUACAUCGACAGUGUUAUCAAUCUCACGUUCAUACAUCCAAUACGUGUGGUCUUUGCAGAGAACCUUUUGCUGUCCAUGAGGCGUAAGCUAUGACCGCAAAAGCAAACCCAGAACCGGAACAUCCAUUUCGUCAAACAGAUAUGGAACUCCGUGA
Pocillopora meandrina is the source of this 3100-nucleotide messenger RNA. The record is from the annotation of a GenBank genome assembly. Lineage: Eukaryota; Metazoa; Cnidaria; Anthozoa; Scleractinia; Pocilloporidae.